AUGCAGAUUGUUCGUCGCAUUGUCAAGCGCCUGCCGUCUGCGCCGGCGCUAGCUUCUCUCGAAGAUGCUUCACGUGAGAAGGGCCAGCUCGCACAGCGCUUUGCUUUCCUGCGAAGACGGAUUAGACUACGCGGCAAUUCGUCUAUUUCAAUACCGCUGGGUUUUGUGUUACUAUUUCCGCAUCCGUCCUCCUCGGGCGGGAUUCUCAUCCCAGCCGGUGCGCCGCCGUCCAUCAGGCGAAUAAGCGAAGAACACGAUAAAGUCUUUGCGACAGGAUGCUUGAAUGUUGAAGCAGAAGUGUCCGGACCCCGGGCCAACGCCGCGUUCGUCGUACUUGCACGAAACAAAGAACUCGAAGGUGUUAUUCAAUCCAUCAAGUCCAUUGAGCGCCAUUUCAAUCGGUGGUUCCAUUAUCCUUAUGUCUUUUUGAAUGAUGGUGAUUUCGACCAGGAAUUCAAAGACACCGUCCAAAAUUACACCAGCGCUCCCGUUGAGUUUGGUAAAAUUGACAAUAGCAUGUGGGGUUAUCCGGACUGGGUGGACCAUGAAGUUGCCAAAGAGGGAAUCAGGAAGCAAGGCGAUGCUGCUAUUAUGUAUGGUGGCAUGGAAAGUUACCACCACAUGUGCAGAUUCUACUCCGGAUUCUUCUAUAAGCAUCCCUUGCUCUUGAAGUACGAGUGGUACUGGCGUUUGGAGCCCGAGAUCAAGUAUUUCUGCGACAUUACAUAUGAUCCAUUCAUCAAGAUGGCAGAGGCAAACAAAACAUACGGCUUUACCAUCGCUGUCAAGGAGCUUCGAGAAACUGUACCGAAUAUCUUCCGUUAUGCCUCUGCGUACAAACGUACCAAGGGACUCGAGUCAAAAGGCCUGUGGGAGAUGUUCCUCGAACGACCUGCGGAGGAAGAGUCAAAAUCAGAGGACGCAGCCAAGCAAAAGACAAUUCCCGAGGAACUUGAUGACGUGAAGCUUCCUGAGGUAGACCGGGAAGCCAUGGAGGGGGAGAAGUAUAAUAUGUGUCACUUCUGGAGUAAUUUCGAAAUCGCCCGAUUGGAUUUCUUCCGCAGUAGAGAAUACGAAGAGUUCUUUGAGAUGAUGGACCGCAGCGGUGGCUUUUGGAUGGAACGGUGGGGUGAUGCACCCAUCCAUUCCCUAGCCGCAGGUGCGCUACUUGCUCCUCGCGAUAUUCAUUAUUUCCGAGAUUUUGGCUACCGUCACACCACCAUUCAACACUGCCCAGCGAACGCACCAGCUCGACAACUUCCUCGCAUUCCGUUCCUAGAAAAAACAACCGAAGACGAAAAGAAACGAUUUGAAGAGGAUGAUUACUGGGCCACACCUGACCCUGUCAAGGAGAACGGCGUGGGUUGCCGAUGCAAAUGUGACACGGACAUUGUCGACGUUGAAGGAAAGCAAGGAAGUUGUCUCGUGGAAUGGGUUGAAGUCGCUGGCGGCUGGGCUUCGCCAUGA
Messenger RNA from Talaromyces atroroseus, 1467 nucleotides. RefSeq lists its product as hypothetical. Gene Ontology annotation, biological process: protein N-linked glycosylation; cell wall mannoprotein biosynthetic process. Lineage: Eukaryota; Fungi; Ascomycota; Eurotiomycetes; Eurotiales; Trichocomaceae. Gene Ontology annotation, cellular component: membrane; Golgi apparatus. The coding region runs from base 1 to 1467 and encodes 488 amino acids. The transcript has 6 exons. The record is from RefSeq and is a predicted model, not a curated record. Gene Ontology annotation, molecular function: alpha-1,2-mannosyltransferase activity.